Ceutorhynchus assimilis (cabbage seed weevil) is the source of this 357-nucleotide messenger RNA. The record is from the annotation of a GenBank genome assembly. Lineage: Eukaryota; Metazoa; Arthropoda; Insecta; Coleoptera; Curculionidae.
AUGAGAACAAAUCUAAGAAAACCAUUGAAGAUCGGAAUAUGGAAUGUAAGAAGCCUAUUCGAAGCCGGGAAACUGCAGGCAAACCUCACACGAGAAAUGAGCAGACUCAAACUGAAUAUCCUGGAUAUGGCUGAAACAUUUUGGCCUCGUGUGGGAAGGCGCAAUGUGGAUAACGGAGUAUUCCUUUACUCUGAUAAUGACGAUCCAAAACAUAGAAAAGGUGUGGGAACUGUUAUAACAAAAGUACUAGGUACUGGAAUCUGUCGUGGACUUUGGUUCUAUACUCGGACCGCACUGCUCAAUACAGUCCCCAGAGAUAAUGGACAUACACCACAAAUUAAUGCAGCUCCUCAAUAA